Messenger RNA from Rotaria socialis, 738 nucleotides. Lineage: Eukaryota; Metazoa; Rotifera; Eurotatoria; Philodinida; Philodinidae. The record is from the annotation of a GenBank genome assembly.
AUGGAUUUAUUUACGAGUCAAAGUUUCGACGGUGGCAAUGAUCAAGCAAAUCAACAACCACAAAGUGGUCUCGAAGAGACAUUAAGAAGUAAUCAUAGUUCAAGAAUGGAUUUCAAUAAAAAUGGAAUAUUUGUUGAGCGUGCACUUGCUUUGAUUAAGCCAGAUGCUGUUAAUAAAGCUGAUGAUAUUGAAGCAAUUAUUCUUAAUCAUGGUUUUUCUAUUCUACAAAAACGACGUGUGACAUUAACAGCUGAACAAUGUUCAGACUUUUAUAGUGAACACUAUGGAAAAAAGUUUUUUCCAAGUCUAGUUGCUUUUAUGACAAGUGGUCCAAUAGUUGCUAUAGUUUUAUCAAAAGAAAAUGCAAUUCAACAAUGGAGAGAAUUGAUUGGACCAGCAAAUUCAAUUGUUGCAAAAGAAACACAUCCUGAUAGUAUUCGAGCAUUGUUCGGAAGCAAUGAGCAAAAGAAUGCAGUACAUGGCAAUGACAGUGCAGUAAGUGUCGAACGUGAAAUUCGGUUUUUCUUUCCCAAUUGUAUUGUCGAACCAAUUCCAGUCGGACAACCAGCCAAAGAUUAUCUUGAACAAAAUGUUAAUAGAACAAUAAUAAAAGCAUUGACAGCUUUAUGUAAAGAAAAACCUAAAGAUCCAGUCAUAUGGCUAGCGGAUAAAUUAAUGGAAAUAAAUCCAUAUAAACCAAAACUAAGUCAAGUAGAAGUACCAUUAUCUUCUGAUUGA